Messenger RNA from Salvia hispanica, 1592 nucleotides. RefSeq names its product UDP-Glycosyltransferase superfamily protein. Gene Ontology annotation, molecular function: UDP-glucosyltransferase activity. The record is from RefSeq and is a predicted model, not a curated record. Lineage: Eukaryota; Viridiplantae; Streptophyta; Magnoliopsida; Lamiales; Lamiaceae.
GAAAAUGAAUGCGAUAGAGGAUGGAAAACAAGAAUAUACCGUCUUAUCUAAAAUAUAUCGACCAGUUUCACCAUAACACACACACACUCUCUGUAAGAUGCAAAGCAAGUCAAGCAACAAUGGUGGAGUGCACAUCUUGGUCUUCCCAUUCCCGGCGCAAGGCCACAUGCUUCCCCUCCUCGAUCUCACUCACCAACUCUCUCUCAGAGGCUUAGCCAUCACCAUCAUCAUCACCCCCAAAAAUCUCCCAAUCCUAACCCCUCUCCUCUCCUCCUCCCCCUCCAUCCAAACCCUAAUCCUCCCUUUCCCGCCCCAUCCAUCCAUCCCUCCCGGCGUCGAACACGUCCAGCACAUCGGCAACCAUGGAAACAUCCCAAUCAUGUCCGCCCUCACCCAACUCCGCGAUCCUAUCAUCCAAUGGUGCGCCUCCCAUCCUAACCCCCCCUCCGCCCUCCUCUCCGAUUUCUUCCUCGGCUGGACGCACUCCCUUGCCGAUCACCUCCGAAUCCCUAGGAUCGUUUUCUACUCGUCCGGAGCAUUCGCCAUCGCGGUGUUCGAUCACAUAUGGGCGAAUUACGAUUCUCUCAAGCCUGAAUCUGAUUUGAAAUUGGACGAUCUGCCUCGAUCGCCGAGCUUCCCGUGGGAUCGGCUGCCGUCGCUGUUCCGGCGGUGCAAGGAUUUGGAAUGUCGCGACAAGGCGGCCGCUGACUUCAUCAGGACUUCAAUGGCGGCAAAUGCUCUCGGCUGGGCCUCCGUUUACAACUCGUUUUGGGCCUUGGAAGGACAGUUCUUGUCCUUCAAUCAACGGGUUUAUAGUGUUGGGCCGUUGAAUCUGGUAGACGGGUCGGGUAAAUUAAGGACGGGUGAUGCCCAACCCGGUUCGGAUGAUGGUGUGGUGUCUUGGCUCGAUGGGUGUGGCGAUGGGUCUGUUUUGUAUGUAUGUUUUGGGAGCCAAAAGCUGCUCAAGGCGGCUCAAGUGGAAGCGUUGGCCGCUGGGCUCGAAAGGAGUGGGGUCCGGUUCGUUUGGGUUGUGAAAAAUCUGACGGCCCAGCAAGUGGCAGAUGGGUAUGGGCCGCUACCUGAUGGGUUUGAGGAUCGGGUAUCGGGCCGUGGCUUGGUAGUGAAGGGAUGGGCCCCACAGACGGCGAUACUGAGCCACCAAGCUGUGGGUGGGUUCCUGAGUCACUGCGGUUGGAACUCAACGCUGGAAGCUGUCGCAGCUGGGGUGAUGAUACUGGCUUGGCCCAUGGAAGCGGACCAGUUUGUGAAUGCUAAGCUCUUGGUGGAGUACAUGGACACUGCAGUCCUAAUCUGUGAGGGUUCGGAUACAGUGCCCGACCAAGCUGAAUUGGCUCGUAAACUUAGCGAGUCAAUGUGUGAGUGCGCGGCGCAGAGGGAUAGAGCCAAGGAUUUGAGGAAACAAGCUCUGGAAGCAGUUCAAAUUGGUGGUAGUUCCAUCACAGAUUUGGAUAAGCUUGCUCAACAAUUAUCUCAACUUUAAAUUGUACCCGUGAUUAUUCGAACCGAAAUAUCGGUAGUGUUAAAUUGUAGGAGUAUACAACUAUUUCUAAUUUUAUAUUGCGUUGAGAGAA